AUGAGCCAAGACCUGGAGAAGAAGUUAAAACAAGAUUGUUUUGAGUGUAGGAUAACAGGGACGUUAACUGCCUUUGCCUUAGGGUCGUAUAUUCUGUACAGUAGUCAAAAGGGUCGUUUUGUUGGAGGAAGAGGUCAUCAACUGUUCAUGAGGGUAUUUGCUUCAGGUAUGUAUUGAAUUUUCAUUUGGCCGCGAAGUUUACAGAAUUAAAAAAAGAGAUUUGAAAUUAGAAUUCGAAUUGAAGGGUCUUCUACAAAUUAUGCGACCUGUCUACUAUAUAUAUACAUUAGUAGUUUACAAUCCAGUUCGUGUUAUUUGAACUGUAAUCUAUAUUAAUCAGCUUACUCCGCCCAAAAGGUGUUACUUUGACUGUUUCAGGGGCUUUUUACAUGUCCGCCGCCCGAUGGUUUUAUUUACCUCCAUUUCACAAACUACUACAAGAUUAA
Bursaphelenchus okinawaensis is the source of this 446-nucleotide messenger RNA. The record is from the annotation of a GenBank genome assembly. NCBI's taxonomy places the organism in Eukaryota, Metazoa, Nematoda, Chromadorea, Rhabditida, Aphelenchoididae.